CCGCGGGUCCUUCCGGCCAAGGUAACCCUUUCUUGCUUAAGAAUGUAGAUAGGGCCACUGCGGACCCCCGGCUGGUUAGGUUCAAUCCUAGGCAGAUCGUCCAUCGUCACCGAAGGGACCCAGACCUGAACACACUCCUGCUCCAUUGUGUUGACCGGCUCGUGCUGGAUCACCAAGAGAGCCGGCCUAGGGGUACCGUAGUAGUAGAUAACACCCUAGCCUUUAGGUCGAUCAUUUUUUAGGAGUAUGGGACCAACUUACGCACGUGGCCAUCACUCCAGAGGGGCAUCUAUGCUCCGGGGCUUAGGCAGUAUGUAGAAGAGUCUAGCCCCGAGUCAGAACCGGACCCAGAACUUGCGCCUGUUCGGGAAAUAAUCGUCUUAGGUUCUUCCAGCUCGGGGGGUAGGGCUCCCUUAGUAUUCGUAUACUUUUUGCCUUUAACCUUUUGCUUUUAUUUUUGCCUGAUUGCUAACUUGUAAUAACCAUGUUUUUUGUUUUUGGCAGAAGAGAUGUCUCAGCCCGAGGAUAGCCUGCGGGGCAUAGACUUCGGGGGGAAUCCCCCAGCAGGGCCAAGAUUGAAAAGGCUCCGAGGGUCCAAGAGCACAGCUGGGGGCUCCACCAAAUCUCCAGCAAAGGAGAAGGAAAAAACCCCAUCAUCCCAGGUCGAGGGGGCAAUUCUUCUUGCUGCCGGAGCAGGACACAUGCCCCCGCCGCCCCAUCGAUCUCCAUCAGCCACCCAGGACGUGGGAAUGGAGGUCGGGACCCCGGCUGCAGUGGUCCCCGACGUACGCAUCUCGGUCGAUCCCCAGGAUCUGGAGAAGAUCCCAGAAGCCUUCCAGGGGACGGUGUAUGAGUCGGCGAGCUACGCCGUCAACCAUUUCUACAAGUUCAAAGAGAAGGAGCUCCGGGCUAUUGAGACAAUGAGCCCGGUCCACGUAAUAGAGUCUUCGAUGGACAUGACCCUAACGGGCAUCGCUGCCGUACACCGAGGCAUCACCAGGACCAGAGCUCAGCUCGAGGAGAUGAGGGCUGAGCACCAGACCGCCCUUCAGGAGGCGAAAGAUGCGCUGGCGACCUCGAAGGCCGAGCUAGAGAGGACCCGCUCGAAGGUCCAAGAGCUUGAGACAUCCCUUGCCACCUCGCGAACAGACCUCGAGGCAGCGAAGACCGAGGCCCAGGCCGCCCUUGAAGCCGAACGGGCCACCUCGGAACAGUCCAUGCAGGAACUGUUCUAUCGUUGCUGGGCCCACAACCCGGAGGCUGACUUCUCUUUCAUGCCGUCGAGUCUCUGGGCGCGCUUGUUGGUGAAGUUCCAAGCCCACUUGACAAAGAGGUGCCGCCCUCGGAGACUGGGGAAGCCUCUGGUGCGGCGGAGCAGGGUGAGACCGCGACCUCCAAGGGGCCGACUGACGGGGCUUAGGGCGCUUUUUUCUUCUCUUUUUUAUUUUGAAGUAUUUUGUGUAAUCCUUAGCACGAGGUAUUUUUACCUCGAGACAAUUUGCCUUGCAAUUUUAACUUAUAUAUUUCUUCAUGCUUUUGGCUACAAUACACUUCUUUUUUUUUUUUUUUGAUAAACUUAGUUCGUGUUAACCGUUAUUUAUAUCCCGAGCCCUUUAAGAAGAACCACGAUCCAUAAAUUUAAGUUAACUUCUAAGUUUUAUGACCCGGUUAAAACCAGGAGCUUAUUUUGAAAACUUAGUUUGC
Messenger RNA from Humulus lupulus (European hop), 1704 nucleotides. RefSeq lists its product as uncharacterized. The transcript has 2 exons. The coding region runs from base 510 to 1571 and encodes 353 amino acids. The record is from RefSeq and is a predicted model, not a curated record. NCBI's taxonomy places the organism in Eukaryota, Viridiplantae, Streptophyta, Magnoliopsida, Rosales, Cannabaceae.